AUGGACAGGAGGUUAAAAAGGAAUUGGCAUCAUGUCGUCAGUCAUUUAACCAGGAUGGACUUCUCGGAUGUCUUCACUCCUGUUCUGGACACAAUGCCGGUUUCUUCACCACCAAACUCGUCUCUGGACAAUGUCAGUCAAACCUCCUCCUCCUCGUCGAGAUCUCCUCCUCUACCUCCUCACUCGCAGGUGGUGUCAGUCUUCAUCGUGCUGGUGGUCACAGUCAUCAUCCUGGGGACGGUGGUGGGUAACGUGCUGGUCGUGAUGGCCGUGUUCACCAGUCGAGCCCUGAGGGCGCCUCAAAAUCUCUUCCUGGUGUCUUUGGCGUCAGCGGAUAUUCUGGUGGCGACGCUGGUGAUUCCCUUCUCUUUGGCUAAUGAGGUCAUGGGUUACUGGUACUUUGGUUCCACCUGGUGCUCCUUCUACUUGGCUCUGGACGUCCUCUUCUGCACCUCCUCCAUCGUCCACCUCUGCGCCAUCAGCCUCGACCGCUACUGGUCCGUCACUAAAGCCGUCAGCUACAACCGCAAACGGACGCCCAGACGCAUUAAAGCGAUGAUCAGCGUGGUGUGGUUCAUAUCUAUCGUCAUCUCGUCCCCGCCGCUCCUCAUGACGCAGAAAGAGGAGGACGUGGAGACGGAGGACGAGAGGGACGCACAGAUGCAGGAGUGUCUUCUCAACAACCAGACGUGGUACAUCCUCUCCUCCUGCCUGGUGUCCUUCUUCGUCCCGGGAGUCAUCAUGAUACUGGUGUAUUGUAAGAUCUACCGCGUUGCCAAGCAGCGAGCCUCCACCGUGUUCGUGGCCAAGAAUGUGAUGGAGCGGCAGCCGUCCCAGUCCGAGACCUGCUUCGUGGGCAAAGGAGGCGGCGACUGUCAGUACGAGCUGCACAGUCCACAGCCCGUCAACCGCCACAGCUCGUCCAACUUGGACAGCACCAGCAGCGGCCACAGGAGAGGAGAGCUGGACGAUAUCAACCUGGAGGAGAGGAGCCUCGAGGCGGACGUGACAACCUCCUCCUCCUUCUCUCUCCGUUUCCCCAGGAGAGCAGGAGGGAGGCUGAAGACAGAGGAAGGGAAGGAGGCUGGGGGGACAACGAGCAGGUUGAAACCUCCUCCGCCUGCUUCCUGCGCCUCCAUCUCCUGGGCCUCAUCAGACCAGUUCUCCCAGCACUGCCUCCUCCCCUCUCCUGUGCCGCUCCGCAGCCGCCACUCGUCUCUGUCCAAACACAAAGUGGCUCAGAUGAGGGAGAAGCGCUUCACCUUCGUCCUGGCGGUGGUGAUGGGAGUUUUCGUUCUCUGCUGGUUCCCGUUCUUCUUCACCUACAGUCUUCACGCUGUGUGCAGAGACAAGUGUCCGAUUCCCGACUCGCUCUUCAACCUCUUCUUCUGGAUCGGAUACUGCAACAGCUGCCUGAACCCCAUCAUAUACACCGUCUUCAACCGGGACUUCAGGAGGGCCUUCCGGAAGAUUCUGCUCCACACCCACAGACCAACAUAACGAGUGUGUGUGUGUGUGUGUGUGUGUGUGUGUGUGUGUGUGUGUGUGUGUGUGUGUGUGUGUGUGUGUGGUCAUUCCCACAUUAAAGGGCUUUGUGAUACAGCUGCAGUAUUGAUUCAUUGUUCAGGUUUCUGAAGUGAUCACUUUAUACUGAUACCGAUCAGCUGACUCCUGAUGAAGCUUCUUGGUUUCCACUGAAUGUUGAUGAGGGAAAUGUCCGCGGGGCAGAGGACAUGUCCCUGCGGAGCUCCACGAUGUCUGAGCACUGAGCUGCUCUACAAUCCAAAGAGACACAACCUGCUUUGAAAAACAAACCAUGAGUUUACAUGGAUUUCUGUGCCUCGGAGAAAUUAAACACCCGGAGGAACCAAAGUUAAACUUUUAAAGAAAUAACCAACAGAAGGUUUUCACGCAGCAGCGAUGUUGUGUUGCCGCAGCUCAGGGGCAAAGGUGUUAAACAUUCAUGUGCAGCAGCAGACGAGGCUGAGCUGCUUGAAACAGAGAGAAUCGAUUCCAGAGCCUGAAUCGAUACGACCGACCUGGACCACAACCUCCAGGAAGAAGUGAGAGUGAAUGAGCGCUGAACUCUGACCUGAAACAACAAGAGCAGCUCCUCAUCGGUUCAAUCCUCUCCUCUCAGGUUGUUGGGGGGGAGCUCAAUGGUUGCUUUAUAUCUGGAAGGAGAUGAUGAAGAUGAUGAUCGUCGGUCAGUUUCACGGCGAGCGAUCACAUGAGCAGGGGUCCAUUAUUCUGGUUGCUAUGCAGAAUCCCUCCUGUUUUCAGAAACAGAUGUUUCCUCUGUGUUUCAGUCUCAUUUCCUUUCUGAGGAGCAGGUUUUCUUCUUAACCCUGAAGAUCUUCACUUAAAGAGUCAAACUGCUGAAGCCUCAUGUUAACGUCAGGUUUAACUUUACAGUUGAUCCACAGAACGAGGAAUCUGAUCUUUACAAAGAACCAGAGAAAUGAUCAGAACCGGCCUCAGUGUUAGAAUAUUACAAUAAUAAUAAAAGUUUGUUUAAUCCACAAAUGUCACUUUUCCAAACGUAAUGUUAUUCAGUGUGUAGGAUUUAGUGGCAUCUAGUGGUGACGUAGCAGAACAACCUCCUCUCACAUUAUAACGGUGAUGACGUAAAAACACAAAAGUCCAAUGUUAGCAUUAAAAAGUGUUGACUCAUCAAUCUCAAUUCUACUGAGGUUAGCAUGCUAACCAGCUAGCACCAUCAGGAGGAGCAGAUCCUCAGGAGGAGCCAGGGAGGAGCAGAUCAUCAGGAGGAGUCGGAGAGGAGCAGAUCAUCAGGAGGUGCCGGGGAGGAGCAGAUCAUCAGGAGGAGUCGGAGAGGAGCAGAUCAUCAGGAGGAGCCGGGGAGGAGCAGAUCAUCAGGAGGAGCCGGGAGGAGCAGAUCAUCAGGAGGAGCCGGGGAGGAGCAGAUUGAGGAACUACAGUGUCUCCUCCAGCGUCUGGUUCCACCACGAGUCUGAUGUUGCAUCAGCUUGGGUCAGAACCUGAACCUGGUGAGUUUCAUCUUCACGCUCACAUGAAUCUCUUCGUGUCUUUGAUGUAAUCAUUUGAUCACGUGAUCGUGAGUGUCAGUCCGAGGGUUUGAAUCCUCAGGUUCAGUCCUGACUUUGUGUUUCAGACACUUGAUCGUUGCUGAACGUUCUGCUCAUGUCUCCGGUGACAGAUCAAUUCCAACAGGACCUUUUUCAUCUUGACGAUUUUUCUCAAUCACAUCUUUGAAAUCUUGUUCCAGCGAGUGACAGUUUGACGAUUCGAUUUUUGACCGUCUGUCUUUAGUGAAUGUGAAGAGUGUGAAGAUCCAACAAAGUGUUUUCACUCUGGAACAGAACCAGGUUCAGUUUGAUCCAGACCCAGAACACCUCUUCCAUCUGAUUCUCCUGACACAGACAUAUUGAUAAUAAUCAAUACUAACUGAUCCUUGUCUCUUUACGUUUGUUGAUGAUGGUUUCUUUUUCUGAGUCGUGUGGAGAAACGUUCUUCCUGUUUUUGAGACUGAUGAAGGUUUUAAACGUCAACACGGACUCUGAUGGAAACUUGAUGCUGAAGCUGCAUCAAACACAAAAGGUUUAAAAGAAGAAACUCAGAUGAUGAGAUUCAUGAAUCUCAUCAUCUUCAUCUUCUCUUGUAUCUCUUUGUCUUCUUCACCCACAUUAUCGAACCUCCUCAUUCAUCCUGCUCUAUUUUUACCUCCUCAUCCAUUCACCUGCUUUUUUCUUUUCUCAUCUCUUUGUUUCCUGUUUCCCUCACGGCUCAGAUCUCUGUUGCUUUGUUUCUGCCUCUGACUCACAUGUGCAGACAAAUUACUUUCUCCAGUCCAAUCAGGCUGUUUCCAUGAAUCUGAUUGAAUGAUUUAAUUUAAUUCAAGUGUUUACGUCGCCUCAUGGUCGCAGCAUCAUCAGUGUGUGACCUCUGCGUCUGUCACGUCUGUUUCAAGAACGCCUUCUGGUCAUUUGUCUCAAUUUGGUAAAACGUUCAGUUCUCAGGACUUAAAGAUGAAUUCAAUCGAUUUUAUUCGUCUAAGUUCUGAGCUGAUUGUCUUAACAGCAGCUUCAUUGUUCCCUGUGAUCGACACCAUGUUCCUGAUCUCACAGGCGGCUGUGGCUGAGGGGUAGAGCGGUCGUCCUCCGA
Hippoglossus stenolepis (Pacific halibut) is the source of this 4146-nucleotide messenger RNA. RefSeq names its product alpha-2Db adrenergic receptor-like. Lineage: Eukaryota; Metazoa; Chordata; Actinopteri; Pleuronectiformes; Pleuronectidae. Gene Ontology annotation, biological process: adenylate cyclase-activating adrenergic receptor signaling pathway. Bases 1 to 1500 code for a protein of 499 amino acids. The transcript is spliced from 2 exons. The record is from RefSeq and is a predicted model, not a curated record. Gene Ontology annotation, molecular function: adrenergic receptor activity. Gene Ontology annotation, cellular component: membrane.